This is a messenger RNA of Hydra vulgaris (swiftwater hydra), 950 nucleotides long. NCBI's taxonomy places the organism in Eukaryota, Metazoa, Cnidaria, Hydrozoa, Anthoathecata, Hydridae. The record is from RefSeq and is a predicted model, not a curated record.
UAGUAUUAUAAAGUGUUUGUUGAGAUAAAAUUACAAAUCAAAUAAAUAAAAAUAAAUCCAAUUCACUCUCGUGGAAGAGAAACUUAAUGUUAUUAGUAAUUAGUAAAACAAAACAACUUGAUUCGCUUGAGAAAAUAUUUAUUAAGAAUCAAAAUAAUAAUCAAACUAAUAACAAAAAAAAUGGCGUCAGUUUCGUUAGAUUUAACAUCACAAGAAUAUUUUCAAGAAAAUGUAAUUAUUUUUGACGUUGAAACAACGGGAUUAAAUGCGUCAAGCAAUCGUAUUGUUCAAUUAGCAAUGUUGAAGAUUCAAAACAAUGGUCUAAUGACGACUUUUGACAACUACUUUAAUCCUUGUGUAUCAAGACAGGCUCAAAUGAGCGCCUUUCGAGUUCAUGGCAUUUGCCCUGAUAUGUUGAUGACAAAAGCUCCCUUCGGCGAUUAUCUCAAAGAAAUUAUUGAUUUUAUUGGAGAAACAAAAUAUUUAUGUGGGCACAAUGUAGCUUUUGAUUGGAAAUUUCUUUUAGAAGAGUUUACUCGUGCUGACAGCUCAUUUAGAAAAUGUCUUGUCGAAAAAAAUCUUGUUUUAAUUGACACUCUCCAGUUAAGUCGUAAAGCUUUUCCCCAGUUUAAAAGUUACAAGUUACAGUCACUUUCUAGCAGUUUAGGACUUUGUAUUACCCAAAAUGAUUUUUUGGACUUAAAAAUAGAUAAACCUGUUAUUAAAAGUCACGAUGCAAUAGUGGAUGUUCUUUUAACAAAAAAACUGUUAUAUAAGGUUAUGCAAACCUUAAGUUCAACUAAUAAUAGUUGAAGUCAACAACUUUCACUUUCAGAAAUUCUUGAUAAACAUUAUUGUGUCUUUGAAAUAAAUAACAUAAUUGCAUAAAAACAUAAUUUAAAUAUAUUGUCGAAACUCAAACUAAUCAACUAGAACAUAUGUAAAAGUAA